Messenger RNA from Ctenopharyngodon idella (grass carp), 4202 nucleotides. It is a transcript of the gene wnt8b, whose product is annotated as wingless-type MMTV integration site family, member 8b. Gene Ontology annotation, biological process: multicellular organism development; neuron differentiation; canonical Wnt signaling pathway. Gene Ontology annotation, cellular component: extracellular region. Gene Ontology annotation, molecular function: cytokine activity; frizzled binding. The record is from RefSeq and is a predicted model, not a curated record. Bases 1464 to 2540 code for a protein of 358 amino acids. The transcript is spliced from 6 exons. Lineage: Eukaryota; Metazoa; Chordata; Actinopteri; Cypriniformes; Xenocyprididae.
AACGUUCACACGUGCGCGAAAAUGUCUGCCUGCAUGUAGCGAUGCGUAAACUUCGUAAAACAUGUUUUUGAACAUAAAAUAAUGAUUUUCUUUGGAACCCUAAACUACACACACACACACAAAAUAGCCUAUUGAAAUUUAAACCUGAAAACUGAAUUACUAAGCUGUUGGUUGGUAGUUUUAUUUAUAGUUAAUCUAUGAAAAAAUAAAAAGUAAAAACUUUUGCGAGCACAUGCUAAAGCAGCCAUUAAAUAAAUGUUGCGUAAGAUUUUAGGUAAAACGUCCACUGCGCAUUAUUUUACAAUAACGAAUUGGCCUAUAUAUUUUGUGUUUAACAUUUUGGGGGACAUUUUAGAUUAAGACCGUAUAAUCUACUCACAUUCAAAUAGACCAAACAGUGGAUUUAGAAAUGAAUUUUCUUUUUAUAGUGGCAAAUUCGCUUUACUUUAUACUCAUGAAAGCCUUUUAAAGCCUAAUCCAAAAACAUCCCUCUGGAAUCUCCCAAAUAACUUUCCUAAUCCUAAUUUGCACACGAGAAGAUACGCGGACGUCAAAGAAGCAGAACCUAAAGGUCAUGAAGCGUCAUAUAAGGACUAAACUGAGAGAAACGGUAAAAUAACACUUAAAAACAGCUAUGAAGUCCUCCUGAGAACGCAAACAUACAAUCGUAUCGAUUAUCCUCCUUAUCUCCAACUGUUUAUUUGAAUCUUUAAAUUAAACUCCUCGCUCCAGUGGAUUCCUUCAGAAUUGUGCCGUUUUGAAACGUAAUGAUAAAAAAACUUUUAACGCAGUCAGUAAAAAAAAAAAAAAAAAAGACAAAAAGUUAGCCACAGACAGUCCUGCGCAUUAUUUUUUAGGCUACUUUCUAAAAAUGUUUCAACUAUUUUACCUAAAUUCAAUUUAUCAGCCUUUCUGUGCAUUUAACCGGAUUUCAGCGGAUCUUAACUAAAUCUAUUCAUAAAUUGAAUUUAACAUGCUUAUAAGCCUAUACAUUCCUCUGAACGCUACAAAUAACAUUCGUCGUUUGAUCCAUUAGAUAAUGUCAGUAAUCCCUGCGCGUUAUCAGCCACUACUGUAUCAGCUCCUUUCAUGCUGCUCUUGAAAUUGAGUUUUAAGGCACAACCUUAGAGAUGCCAUCCUGAUUUCAUAUUAAUUCACUCCAACUGUUAGCACACAGGGAGCUCUUCCCAGCUAUUUGUCCUGGAGGAGCCCAGGGUGCCCUUUUGAUCAUUUCAAUCUCUCUCUGGUACAAUAGUUCUGAUUGGCUGAACGAGUAAGAAAAGGGAAAAUCUUUAAUUAAGCAGAUAAUCUCUUGUUGGGAUGAGAGGAGCUCCAUUUCAGAACCCCCUUGGCUCACACAUGAGACCCCCAGCCUCUGAAUUCUGGAUGUAGGUUAUAUAGAGCUCUUGCAGACCCCUCUGCUUUCCAAGGUGAAGAAAAGUCGGCCAGUCCUCUCUCUCAGGAUGUUCAUGCAUUUGGAGUUUUAUUAUUACGCUUUCAUCCUGAUGGCUCACAUGAAGUCUUGCUGCAGUUGGUCAGUGAAUAAUUUCCUGAUGACUGGCCCAAAGGCCUACUUGAUCUACUCCAGCAGUGUGGCCGCAGGAGCUCAAAGCGGGAUUGAAGAGUGCAAGUAUCAGUUUGCGUGGGACCGCUGGAACUGCCCGGAGAGGGCUCUUCAGCUCUCCACCCACAGUGGACUCAGAAGCGCAAACAGAGAAACAGCGUUUUUCCAUGCCAUCAGCUCUGCUGGAGUCAUGUAUACCCUCACCAGGAACUGCAGCCUCGGUGACUUUGACAACUGCGGAUGUGAUGACACCAGGAAUGGCCAGCGAGGUGGUCAGGGAUGGCUAUGGGGAGGCUGCAGCGAUAACGUCGGAUUCGGAGAGGCGAUCUCCAAGCAGUUUGUGGAUGCGCUGGAAACCGGACAGGACGCACGAGCCGCCAUGAACCUGCACAACAACGAAGUAGGACGCAAGGCAGUGAAAGGAACCAUGCAGAGGACGUGCAAGUGCCAUGGAGUGUCUGGCAGCUGCACCACUCAGACCUGCUGGCUGCAGUUGCCGGAGUUUCGAGAAGUGGGCAACUACCUAAAGGAGAAAUAUCACAGGGCCGUGAAGGUGGACCUGCUGCGUGGCGCGGGGAACAGCGCAGCCAGCCGCGGAGCGAUCGCGGAGACCUUCAGCUCCAUCUCGCGUAAAGAGCUGGUGCACUUGGAGGAUUCCCCUGACUACUGCUUGGAGAACCGCACUCUGGGCUUGCCAGGCACGGAGGGCCGUGAGUGCUUGAGGAAGGGCAAGAAUCUGAGCAAAUGGGAGAAGCGUAGCUGCAAGCGGCUGUGCGGAGAGUGCGGUCUGGCUGUGGAGGAACGCAGGGCCGAGACGGUGUCUAGCUGCAACUGCAAGUUCCACUGGUGUUGCGCUGUAAAAUGCGAGCAGUGCCGCAAAACUGUCACAAAGUACUACUGUGUGAAGAGGACCAAACGGGUCAUGAAUGAUAGUGCCAGCCGCAGGAAAAGCUAUCGGUUGAAGAAGAAGCACUAAAUGUCCUGAACUGUUCGCUACGGCGGUCUAGAAGUUAAGCAGAUAUUUUUGUCUCAGAAUACACCCUGAGCUUGAGAAUGAAAUGAGCUCAAAGGUCCAUCUGAAUGCUUUAAUGGACACCUAGAUGUCCAGAGCUGAUACUUUAAAUGCGUAUUUGAUCUGUAUUAUUUCACCUAAGCAUUUCAAAAUUACUCCUGUAUACAUUGUAAGAUAGCACUGAACAACGCAUCUAACCAAUAUAUAGCACAAUAGACUGUGAAUAACCUUUUCAUUCACCGACAGUGAUGUACUUUGAUGGAUAAUUUAUUGGAAUGAUCAUUUUUAAAGGAGUUUUGAAUUCACGAUUCGGGCCACUUCUCCAGCUGCCAUCAGAAUCAUUUCUUGUCUGUUUUUAGCAUUCUUAUAAUAGUUUUACCCUGAUACUGUAUAUGAACUGUAAAUAAGAGGAAGCACUUUGUAUAUUGUUAAUUUAUUGCACAGAUACUAUAGUGCUGUUUUUCUAUGAUAGUUUCUUUCUAUGUGUUUUUUUUUUAUUUUGCUUUCAUAAUUAAAAUUAUGUAAUAGGUAUAAUCUUUUAAUGUUUUCAUUCAUUUAGGUUAGAUGAAUGCAUCUGAAUUAACCGAGCCACUUGUUUGUGUAGUAAAACAUCCUUCUGCUAAUUUCUUUUGCUCAGAAAUAAAUGUGCUUCAUAGUAAUAAUAAUAAUAAUGACAUUUUAAGCGUAAAAAAUGAAAGACCAUAUCAUAAAUCCCAGUUCCACACAUUGUAAAAUUAAAUUAUUUACCGUAGACCGUUGGUCAAACCUAAUGAUUUCUUUGUCUUGGGCAUAUAUAACCCUUUUCUUUCUGUAUUCUUCAGCUUGAUGUCACAUAACCCUGGGGCAGAGAGACAAUGAGAGAGAGCAUUUAAUUAUAGUCUUCCUUCCUUCACGCCUCUCUCAAUUUCUUCUUCACAAAUGCCUUCUUUUCUGUCUUGGUAAUCCUCAAAGCACUCCCAAUGCUUUUGCGCUUGGAUGUUUCUUUACUGUUUAAGACUAGUUUAAUUAACUUUGUUGAGACAGAGGGAAAACAUGAACCAAGUCGCCCCACAAAUCAUCUAGCAUCUAAUUUUGUAUGCUAAUCUCCUUUUUCAUGCCGCCAUCUCGGGAGAAAAAAAAAAUGUUGGGAAAACUUCAUGUAGCCUGUGUUGGGCUUCCUGUGGAUGUUUUAUUCCAGGCCCACCUAUUUGGCUCUUUUCAGUCCUCUAGGGCCUUCCUUUGCUCGAUUUAACAAUGAAUGGCGAGCUAAUCAGCUCCCUCGGAAAUGCACUGCUGCUGAAGACGCUAAUCCCUCUCUCCUCCUCCUUCAAUGGGCUGUCGCCUUCAAAAGGACUUUGGGAAAAGGCUUUGCAUGGAUUCACACUGUUUGCUGAAUAGAAGUUAGUUCAAGUAUUGUACCCAAACAAGUAGGGUUUAUAAACAAAUACUUGCCAGCUACCGUCCCAUCUGCAAAAGUGCCAACCCUACAGUAAAACACAGUGACAAAACUGUGGCCCUUUAAAAGUUGACUAAAAAAAACUAAUUAAAAGUCUAUUUAUUGGUGAUAGCUUUUUCUGAUGCACUUCUCUUUGCUGUGGUUUCAAUUAAGCACCUCAUUGACAUCUUAUUUGUGAAAAUCAAGAUCAA